CACAGAUAAGCUUUAAGCAGUCGGGCGUGCAGUUCGUGCACUAGUCUUGCAAGGCAGGCAUGAUCGGCAUCUUCGUGUCCGACACUGAUUGUCACAGCAAGGGUGCAAUCUCGUAGCGCGAACAUGGCAAACGUUUCUCCGAUAGCCCGCAGCCGCAGCUGUACAGAUUUGCCCUGCCUGCUGGUGUUCGCCGCCGCUCUGACUGCGUGGAUCAUCGCGGCAGGCAUCGCCGCGUCGCACGGCUCUAUCAGGCGCUUCGUCAUGCCGUCCGACACUCAGGGAAACAUCUGUGGCGUCGACAAGGGCUACGAAAACAAGCCCUAUGUGUUCUUUUUCGACUUAACAAAGUGCGCGUUAGCCAACUCCGCCAUCUUCGGCUGCGCGACGCCGCAGAUCUGCGUGGAAAAGUGCCCCGACACGUACUUCUUCCGUGCACCUCUAGACCUUCUGAAAAACUCCGCGUACAACUUGACGCUGGAGAAAGAACUGAAAAAGAACCUGAAGUACUGCCUACCGGAUACCGACAUGACCAUGCCGUACGAGCGGCUGGCGGACGGCUACCACUGCCCUUCGUGGUACACCCGCUCGCGGCCGGUGUCCGGCCGCUGCCUGCCCGUGUCGGUCGCCGACUCGGUGCAUAAGCUGAACAACCUCUCGGAGGCCCUGCGCCAAGAACUGACCGACCGACAGGCCCGCGGUCACAGCCGCAGCGGGGUCCAGUAUCGCUUGCAGGCGGCCCACGGCCGGCCGAACAGCACCAGUCGGCUGAACGGCACCAGCCAACCAGGCAGCACCAGCCAGCCCGACAGCGUGACCCCGCCGUCAGAGCCGGAUAACAAGGACGCCAUCUCCCGCCGAGUCGUGCAGGCGGCGGCGGCGGCCGUGCGCCAGAUGCGCUUCGUCGUCAAGCACAUGGCUGGCCUGACGUGCUGGAGCCUGGUGCUGCCGCUGGUGCUGUCGCUGCUGUUCGUGCUGCUGCUGCGUUGGUUCGUGGUGCCCGCCAUCUGGCUGAGCCUGCUCGGCAUCAUCGGUGGUCUGCUGGCGCUGACGGCCGUCUGCGGCGUCCGCUACCAGCCGAGUACACGCGGGUGCCCUACCUUCUGGCUGGUGCUGCUCAUCAUCUGCGCCGUGCUCUCCGUCCUCAUGCUGGUGCUGCUGAUCGCGCUGAGAAAGCGUAUCAAGCUGGCGGUGGCGCUCCUGAAGCAGUGCAGCACGGCCAUCGGAGACAUGCUCCCCAUCUUGACCGUGCCCGUGUUCAGCUUUAUCCUCCAGCUGUCUGUCUGUCUGAUGUUCGUGUUCGUCUGCCUGUUCCUGUUCGGUAGUAGCCACCAGUGGCACGUGCAGGGCGAAUGUUAUGGCUGCGGGGCUGACUACCAAGAGGGCGAAAUCUGCUAUCAGCAGGACUUCGCGGCGCAGUGCGGCGACAAAUGUCCGGACGCCGCCUGCCGCAGCAACCAGCCGCUGUUCAUCUACGCAUACAACAUCUUCGCGCUGGUGUGGGCCUUCGGCUUCGUGACGGCCAUCAACCAGAUCGCCGUGGCGAUGGCCUUCUGCACCUGGUACUUCAGCAGCAGCAAGCGGUUGCGCCUGACGGUGCCCGCACUGGCUUACGUGCACACGCUCACCUACCACGGCGGCACAGCGGCGUUCGGCUCGCUGCUAAUCACGAUCUGUCGGCUGGCGCGCUGCCUGCUGAUGGCCGCCAAAAAGCGGCUGGAGAAGUACGGCGGCUGCGUGGUUAUGCGCAACGUGGCGCGCGUGGCCGUGGCCGACUCGAUAACGGCGUUCGUGCUGCUGCUGGGCCGGCUGCUGGUCGUAGCCGGCAGCGUGCUGCUCUGCCACCUGCUGAUGGCCGCCGUGGAAGCCGAUCCCGUGCCCUGGCUGUUGCCGUCCCUCUUCAGCGCCGCCUUUGCCUACGUUGUGGCGGGCACCACAUUCGCGCUGUUCGAUAUGGGCGUCGACGCGCUGUUCUACUGCGUCAUGGUUGACCUGGAGCACAACGACGGCAAGGGCAACACGGAUGGCUGGCAGCCCGCCAACGGUAGCGGUCUGGGGUCCCGUGCCGCUCCGGGCUGUGUGUUACGGCCUACCGUCCGGGCCGUUCGCCUGGUAUGA
Messenger RNA from Pollicipes pollicipes, 2115 nucleotides. RefSeq names its product choline transporter-like 2. Gene Ontology annotation, molecular function: transmembrane transporter activity. Bases 124 to 2115 code for a protein of 663 amino acids. Gene Ontology annotation, biological process: transmembrane transport. The record is from RefSeq and is a predicted model, not a curated record. Gene Ontology annotation, cellular component: membrane. The transcript is spliced from 5 exons. Lineage: Eukaryota; Metazoa; Arthropoda; Thecostraca; Pollicipedomorpha; Pollicipedidae.